UCGCCUCUUGCAACGUGGAGCUUAUCAGAUUCUUCUCUGAUCUCCGAUAUUCGGCGACCUGCUCCUCACCCUCAUCCCCCUCGGCCAGUUCCCCCUUCGCAAGAUCUUAUCAGAUCUUAUCAAUCUCGCGACGUCUGCACCGCUUCGUCUACCGCGCUCUCAUCAGGCCUUCUUCGUCACAACGGCUCCAUUAUAGCCAUGGCCAUUUCACUGUCCAACUUCCUCUACGACUUACUCCUGCUGCUGCUCCCCUUCGGACUCAUAGCGGGGAGCAAUGCGCAAAGCCAGACAUACACUUACGAUUGGAACGUGAGCUGGGUGAACCGAAACCCGGAUGCUCUGGCUGAACGCCCGGUGAUUGCCCUCAAUGGAGAGUGGCCGUGGCCUCUGCUCAACAUCACCAAAGGAAGCCGUGUUGUCGUGAACUUGCACAAUCAGCUCGGCAAUCAAAGCACCAGCAUUCACUUUCACGGGCUGUUCCAGAAUGGCACAAAUGAUAUGGAUGGCCCAGUUGGCGUGGUGCAAUGCGAUGUUCCGCCAGGUCGUUCAAUGACGUACAACUUUACGAUUGACCAACCUGGCACGUUCUGGUACCACUCCCACUCCAAAGGGCAAUACCCAGACGGUGCUCGAGGCCAGUUCAUCGUCCACGAUCCGGACAGCCCGUAUCUUGGGCAAUACGCCGAAGAGGUGGCCUUUACGUUGACGGACUGGUACCACGAUGAAGUGCAGACCUUGUUGCCUCAAUUCGUCAGCUACAAGAAUCCCACCGGUGCCGAGCCGAUUCCCAACUCGGCGCUCAUGAACGACACGCAAAACAUCACCGUGUCCGUCCAACCGGGCAGGACAUAUUUCUUCCGCGUUUCAAGCGUCGCCGCGUUCGUUGGGCAAUACUUUUGGAUUGAAGAACAUGAGAUGACCAUCAUCCAAAUCGAUGGGGUGUGGACGAAGCCGGCCAAGGCGAAUAUGAUAUACCUGGCAUCGGCUCAGCGUUGUGGCUUUUUGGUCACGAUGAAGGAUGAUACAUCUCGCAACUACGCCUUUGUGGGCAGUAUGGACGAGACGUAUCUUGACAAAAUUCCUCCAGCGCUCAACCCGAAUGUGACGGGUUGGUUGGUGUACAAUGAUUCCGCUCCCAAACUUCCCGCAACCAACCUUACCGCCUGGGAUGUCUUUGACGACAUGACGCUGGUGCCGUACAACGACCAGCCUCUUCUGGAGAAUGUCGGCACGGUUGUCACCCUCGACCUUCAGAUGGAGACGCUGGGUAACGGGGCCAAUUAUGCCUUUUUCAACAACGUCUCAUACGUCACCCCCGUGGUGCCAACGUUGUACACCGUCCUCAGUAGUGGCGCCGCAGCCACCAGCCAGGAGAUCUACGGAGCAUACACCAACACUUUUGUCUUCAACAAGGGCGAUGUGGUGGAGAUUGUGCUGAACAGCGCAGAUUCGGGGAAGCACCCCUUCCACUUGCAUGGGCACGAAUUCCAGGCAGUUCAUCGUUCCCCGCCGCACGAGGGCAAAUUUGAUGCGAACCAGACGCACAACUUUCCAGUAAGCCCGAUGCGUCGGGAUGUGCUGAUGACCCAGCCCGAUGGGAAUUUUGUCAUUCGAUGGGUGGCCGAUAAUCCUGGUGUGUGGUUCUUCCAUUGCCACAUUGACUGGCAUCUGGUCACCGGACUGGCGGCGGUGAUGAUUGAAGCGCCACUGGACCUUCAGCGAAACCUGAAGGUGCCGCAACAACACUACGACAAUUGCAAGGCAUUGGGCGUGCCUUUUGAGGGCAACGCCGCCGGCAACACGGUCGACCUUUACGACUUGACCGGGCAGAACAAAGACGUGCCCCGCCUGCCCAGUGGGUUCACAGCCAAGGGAUAUGUGGCGAUUGUGUUUAGCGGCCUUUGUGCCGUGCUCGGAAUGGCGGUCAUUUCCUGGUAUGGAGCGGCGCCACUGAGUUCGGCAGAGCUUGCAUCGGCUAGGAGUUUCAUCGCUGAAGCGGAAGGGCAGAGCAAUUGAGGAAUUGUGUCGGGAGAAGAUUCGGGCCCGUAUUUGCAGGCAGCGUUGCACGAGAGUUUGAUAGUAGGCAGUAUCACGCAAUCUGUCAUACCGAGAGGGGGGGUGUACCGCAUUUCUUCGAGUCUUCGGAUGGGUCAAGGUGGUGAUGAGCGGCGGGACAUGUUCUAGGGUUCUUAUCUAGCGCAACCUUAACCACAGCAUUGGAGCGGCUACUGCGGAGCCCCUUCCCGGCACAUCCAAUGAACUGCAGGCGCGGUGGAAUUCCGUGAACAACCACUUCCCUUUGCAGAGCUCCUUCCGUUUGGCAAUUGACGAUCA
Neohortaea acidophila is the source of this 2334-nucleotide messenger RNA. Its product is annotated as FET Ferroxidase. Gene Ontology annotation, molecular function: copper ion binding; ferroxidase activity. The coding region runs from base 199 to 2016 and encodes 605 amino acids. The transcript is spliced from 7 exons. Gene Ontology annotation, biological process: cellular response to iron ion starvation; reductive iron assimilation. The record is from RefSeq and is a predicted model, not a curated record. Lineage: Eukaryota; Fungi; Ascomycota; Dothideomycetes; Mycosphaerellales; Teratosphaeriaceae. Gene Ontology annotation, cellular component: high-affinity iron permease complex.